Molecule: messenger RNA, 339 nt
Organism: Sparassis crispa
Lineage: Eukaryota; Fungi; Basidiomycota; Agaricomycetes; Polyporales; Sparassidaceae
Exons: 4
Coding region: 1-339 (112 amino acids)
Source: RefSeq, a predicted model, not a curated record
AUGUCCAUGAUCCGCACCGCACUCGCAUCUACUUGCCGCGCAGCAGUGAUCACCCCUGCUCGCACGUUCCACUCGUCCCCUGCAGCGCAGAAGACCGUCACAGAGAAGGUCGGAGAGGUCGCCGAAAAGGUGAACAAAACUGUCGGUCGGGGUCUAGCGUCUGCCAUCGAGAAGGGCGAGAAGGCGACAGAGGCAACGAAGCAUACGUUUGGCUCAACGAAACAGAAGGCAAAAGAGGCUUCCGAGGUAGCUGGCCAGAAGGCCAACCAGACCGCUGCAGGCGCACGCGAGGGUGCAUCAGACCUCAAGCGCGACGUCGAGAAGGAAGCGCGCAAGUAG